CUCAGAUUAUAGGCUGAUAAUUUUCCCUGUAGGUCAUAUUUCUUUUCUUUACCUCAGCUUCCUCAUAAUAUUUCACAUUCAUUUUUUUUUUGGGUCACCUCCUGUUUGAUUCAAUAUGGCUUCCAAGACUUUCAUCGUCACCGGUGCCUCGAGAGGUAUCGGUCUCGCAACGGCUAAGUUCCUCCUUUCGGCGCCUCAAUCACACAAUGUGGUUGUGAUGGCCCGUAGCGCGGAGCCCCUCCAGAAGCUGAAAGACCAGUACCCCACCCAAGUCGAGGUCCUGACCGGCGAUCUGGCGGACUUCUCGCUCGGCCAGAAGGCCGUUGACCUGGCCUUGAAGGCGUUCGGUCGCCUUGAUGGCUUGGUUCUCAACCACGGCAUGCUUGGUCAGGUUGCCAACGUUGCAGAGGCGGAUCCGCAACAAUGGCAGCAUGGAUUUGAUGUCAAUUUCAUCAGCUUGGUUGCCUUUAUCAAAGCAGGACUCCCUGCCCUUCGCGAAUCCAAGGGUAAGAUCGUCUUCACGUCUUCCGGCGCAUCCGUCUCGGGGUUCAAGGGAUGGGGUCUGUAUGGCGCGACCAAGGCAGCCAUGAACCACCUGGCUUUGAGCCUUGGGGAAGAAGAGCCCGAGGUGACCUCCGUGUCUAUUGACCCGGGCUUGGUCGAUACCGAAAUCCAGAGACAGAUUCGUGAAGAUUUGGCUACUACUAUGGACCGUCAAUUCCACUCUGUGUUUACUACAGUCCACCAGGCUGGAAACCUCCUGAAGCCCGAACAGCCUGGUCAUGUAUUGGCUAAGUUGGUGAUUGAUGCGCCGAAGUCGUUGACUGGCAAGUACCUAACAUGGAACGACGAAUCUCUGGAAGCUUUCCAGUAGACUAUAUAGAUUAGCCUGUAUAUAUUUGGAUCAGUAUAUACUAAGUAUCUUAGAUUAUCAUAUGAUAUAUAUUUGCAGCCUACCCACAAUUUGGGGAACGGCUAAAGAGUGAUUAGAUUCGAUUAAAUCAGGUAUCAUAUACCUGACUCAGAUUAGAGUACUGCUUCCGAAGGCAGACAAGAAUGUUGAAUUGCUGCCGGAAUAAGUAGAAUGUUUGUCGCAACCCAAACCAACCUUAGUGAAGAA
Molecule: messenger RNA, 1120 nt
Organism: Aspergillus welwitschiae
Lineage: Eukaryota; Fungi; Ascomycota; Eurotiomycetes; Eurotiales; Aspergillaceae
Product: SDR family oxidoreductase
Exons: 4
Coding region: 116-874 (252 amino acids)
Cellular component (GO): intracellular anatomical structure
Molecular function (GO): oxidoreductase activity, acting on NAD(P)H, oxygen as acceptor
Source: RefSeq, a predicted model, not a curated record